Molecule: messenger RNA, 453 nt
Organism: Knipowitschia caucasica
Lineage: Eukaryota; Metazoa; Chordata; Actinopteri; Gobiiformes; Gobiidae
Source: the annotation of a GenBank genome assembly
AUGGGGGGAGGGGGGGGGGGGGGGGGGGGGGGGUGCACUAAAGAGCCACACCGUCAGGAUGAUGCUGUGGCUGUAGGGUGUUCAUUGAACACUCUGACAGCUGAUUCGGUCCGUGCGGACACACACUGCAGAUUCAGAGUGACAGCACUGCGGUGUUCUCCCACAAGGUCAUUGCAGCGCGCGGACCGCGGCUCCGAGAGCGUCAUAUCCCGACCCCACAGGCCCCGUGCGUGCGCAGUGCCCCAAAGACUGAGGCCACAUCUCCCUCAUCCUUCCUGCCUCGUCCUGCCGCUUUCUGCCGCGUCCUGCCGCGUCCUCGUGUCCUCUGCCACCGCCUCCUCGUCCGCGCGUCAUCACCGGACUGUUCUCCAAACGCACGGAGUCAAACCCCGCGCGCCGCGCCCCGCGUGCCGCCGCCUCCACAUCAGACACAAAGAUCCUAAAGGUCGUUAG